Exophiala viscosa is the source of this 2343-nucleotide messenger RNA. RefSeq names its product IQ domain-containing protein. NCBI's taxonomy places the organism in Eukaryota, Fungi, Ascomycota, Eurotiomycetes, Chaetothyriales, Herpotrichiellaceae. Gene Ontology annotation, cellular component: cell cortex. The record is from RefSeq and is a predicted model, not a curated record. The transcript has 3 exons. Gene Ontology annotation, molecular function: GTPase activator activity; protein binding. Gene Ontology annotation, biological process: negative regulation of Ras protein signal transduction; regulation of GTPase activity. Bases 1 to 2343 code for a protein of 780 amino acids.
AUGUCGGUCGCGACCAUGCUUCAACCUGCCUCGCGGGCCUCGACCUCGACGAGCUCGUCCUUUGAGCCCGUUAGUCGCCAGAACACCUACUCGAGCCACGAUGGCGCGCGCUCUUUGCGACAAAGCAAGCGUGUCAGCAUGACCGCGCUGUAUGCUAGCAUGAGCGCGAAAGAUAAGGAUCUGGAAAUCAGUGAUGAUCUGGCAAAGGCACAACGUACACUUCGAGAUCUGAAGUCGAAAAUCUCCAAUCAGUCCAAGAAGAACUUUGUCCUGGAAAAGGAUGUACGAUACCUGGAUUCUAGGAUUGCACUACUGAUCCAGAACCGCAUGGCGUUGGAAGAGCAAAAUGAAGUCGCGAGUCACCUCGACGAAGCUGCCGAGCUAAUGGAAGGAUCUUUUCCUAACGAUGACAAGACCCAGAAAUAUGGCAACCUCUUUUUCAUGCUUCAGUCGGAGCCCAGGCACAUUGCUCACCUAUGCCGGUUGGUAACGAUGGCCGAAAUUGAUUCUCUACUGCAGACUGUCAUGUUUACUAUCUAUGGAAAUCAGUAUGAGAGCCGUGAAGAACAUUUGCUUUUGACAAUGUUUCAGUCGGUACUGACACAUCAAUUCGAAACGACACCUGAGUAUUCGUCCUUGCUACGACAAAAUACACCAGUGUCUAGGAUGAUGACCACCUAUACCCGCCGCGGCCCUGGCCAGAGCUUCUUGAAAGAAGUUCUGGCAGAAAAGAUCAAUCAACUCACAGAAUUGAGCGAUGUUGACCUCGAGAUCAAUCCUUUGAAAGUGUAUGAGGCGAUGAUCAAGCAGAUCGAAGCCGACACGGGAUCACUUCCCGACGACCUUCCCAGGUCUGUGACCGCUGAAUAUGCGGCAGAAAACGUUCAGGUGCAAGCUAUCAUUGCGCCGCGGCUGAAAAUGCUGACCGAGAUUGCGGAAGGAUUUCUUUCUGCCAUUAUUGACUGUCUCGAAGAAACUCCGUACGGCAUCCGAUGGAUCUGCAAGCAGAUCCGCAAUCUUUCAAGGCGCAAGUAUCCUGAUGCGCAGGAUCAAGCCAUUUGCACAUUGAUUGGAGGCUUCUUCUUCCUUCGCUUCAUCAACCCCGCCAUCGUCACGCCGAAAUCAUACAUGCUGAUCGAAAGGGUGCCGGACGAGAAGCCUAAACGGACGCUCACAUACAUCGCUAAGAUGCUCCAGAAUCUCGCGAACAAGCCCUCAUACGCUAAAGAACCAUACAUGGCCAAACUCCAACCGUUCAUUCAGCGGAACAAGGACCGCUGCAACAAAUUCAUGCUUGACCUUUGCGAAGUCCAGGACUUUUACGAAAGUUUAGAAAUGGACAACUAUGUGGCCUUGUCAAAACGCGAUCUCGAGCUCAACAUCAGCUUGAACGAGGUGUACGCCACUCAUGCGAUGCUGGAGAAGCAUAAUGCAGAGCUGGCCAAAGACCCCUCCUCUCAUCUAGGAAUUUUGCUCCAGGAACUGGGCCUGGCCCCUCCUCAGGUGCCUCGAAAAGAAAACAGAGCCAUCACGCUCCCUUUGUACAGUCGGUGGGAAUCGACGUUCGAGGACUUCACCCAUGCUUUAGACAUCACACAGGAGGAGGUCUUCUUUAUGGAAGCCAAGAGCACGUUUGUGCAGAUCAUGCGAAGCUUGCCACAUUCUGCAGCUGUAAUGCGACGACCUUUGCGGCUCGAUCGUGUUGCCGAGGCCGCAGGAACGCUGAAGAAUGAUGCAGUCAUGGUUCGCAAGGGCAUCAGGUGCAUGGAAUUGUUAACGACCCUGUCCGAGAUGGGAGUUAUCGAUCGUGCAGAUGAUUAUGCAAUUCUGCGUGACGAAGUGGAACAAGAACUGGCCCAUCUCGGAUCCUUGAAAGAGAAGGUUCUUGAAGAGACGGUCAAACUUGACGACGUAUACAAGACAAUACGAGAUCACAACUCAUAUCUUCUGUCGCAACUCGACACAUACAAGAAUUACUUGCACAACGUUCGAAGUCAGUCCGAGGGCGCAAAAAGGGGUAAGACUGAGAAGGUAAAGGAGCUUGGGCCUUACAAAUUCACUCAUGCCCAGCUGGAAAAGGACGGUGUCAUCACAAGAAGCAACGUUCCAGAGAACCGAAGAGGUAAUAUCUUCUUCAUGUUUCGAAGUCCACUUGCAGGCACAUUCGUCAUCAGCUUGCAUUACAAAGGACGAGCUCGGGGACUUCUUGAACUUGACCUUAAGCUGGAUGAUCUGCUUGAGAUGCAGAAAGAUGGACAAGAAGAUCUUGACUUGGAAUAUGUCCAAUUCGACGUUUCCAAAGUGCUUGCACUGCUCAACAAGCGGUUCGCGAGGAAGAAGUAA